GGGGAAAUCCCUGAACUGCAUCACAUGAUAAAGCACAUGGAGUUAGCUUGUGGCUUUUGCUGAGUGCUGUGUGAGUGAAGUAAGACCUUUUCUUCUCCUGAAUGUGUAAAGAGAUGGAGCAAAGUAGAGUAUUGAUAGGAUUCUUACUGCUACUGAGUGUGUGCUGGGCUUGUCAUGGUGCAGCGUCUUCAUUAGAAGACGUUAUAACUCAACGUGAUAAGACACGGCUUUUGAAUCUGUUUAAAGAAGCCGAGCCCUAUGAGGAUGUAGAAACACCAUUCUUCUUAAUCAGUGGGCUGCAGGUGAUUGGAUACGACGAGAACAACAAGCACAUGCGCAAUAGUGCGUGUACAAUGGCUAAAGCAAAGGAGUAUACUGAGCUCAGAGACAUCUUCUAUUCCACCUCAAUUGCCGCUAUGCUCAAGGGCUGCACACUGAAGGACUCUCCUAAGAGACAAAAAGUGCUAACAGAUACCCUUGGACGGGAAGCCACUGUAGAAGAGCUGUACUAUGCCAUCACUUCAAUGGCUAAUCAGAACAUGCCAAUUGAUAACGAGACUGCCCCUGCCGCACUACUGACUGCCUUGGAGAAUGAAGACACACCCUUCGGCUAUGCCCAGGCCUUCCUUGCUGCCUCAGUUAUCUCAGAUGCUGAUCUCACUGAACUGUCCAAUCAAAUCGAAGACGUUGUAGCUCAAGCUGACGAAUCCCCUAACACGCUUUAUUAUGAAGGCGGUAUCAAAGUAACAUCUGCUGUCAUUCGUGGCAUCUUUGCUCUCUCUGCUCGUGUUGGUGAGAAGCCAGAUCUCACCGAGGUGCAGGCCACUAAGUUUGGCAACUAUCUUGUAUCCAGCAAGUUCACGUCCUCCGUUGCCGACGCUGCAUCUAUGUUGUCUGCUUCCAAGGCUCUGGCCACCAACAAUGCUGUGAUCCCAGCCGCACUGUUACUGGAUGGUGGUAAACCCAUCAGCGAGAAGAACAAGAACCUUGAUGUCCAACUCACUAACAUUCUCAGUGGCCAGUUGGAUCAGUUCACCGUCAAAAUCAAGAGCAUCACUAACCCGACUGGAGAGAAGACCAAUAUUGACAAACCUAUGACUGCUGGAGCUAACAAAAUCUCCUUUACCUACAACAUAUUUGGAGCUGUCAACACUCCUGGUGUCCACUCCGUUGUCCUGAGUACUGAAUCCAAAGCUACUUCACCAGCUGUUGUUUUGUCCAACAUUGAGUUGUCAGUGACUGUAAGUUUUGAGGUGACGGUGGGAACGGCACAGCUGGCAGUAAUGGACAAAGACCAACGGGUCACCACCAAGUCACUUACUCUGGAGUACCCCAACACAAGCAAGGACUCUGUGGAGGCCGACCAACACUCCAAGCUAAGGAUGACCUUCACACUGCUCAAUCAGAUCAACUCUGAGCCCGUUGUUGUUCACCAGGCAUUUGUACGCCUGACUUCUGGUCAGCAGGAGAUAUUCUUUGUAGCCACUCCAGACAAUAAUAAAGAGUACACUUUUGAGCUGGAUGUUGCUGAGUCUGCAAAAGAAUUCUCCAUGUCAUCUGGAACAUACACUCUUACUCUUAUUGUGGGUGAUUUUGCCCUCGAGAAUCCAUUCUCCUGGAAUGUGGGGAGUGUUGGUUUGAAGUUCCCAUCUCCACUGGCUACUACAGAUGGCCAGCAAACAGCUGAAAUUUAUAAAGCCAAGCCCGCCAUUGAGCACUUGUUCCGAUUGCCGGAGAAGCGUCCUCCUCUGGUCGUCUCCUCCACGUUCACCAUUCUGGUCCUGGCUCCUCUUGGUGUUCUCUUGAUCCUUUGGGCUAUACUUGGAGCUAACAUCUCGAACAUUGGUGCUGGUGGUAUCUGGACAAUCUUGUUCCACUUGGGGCUUGGGGGAAUACUUGGCCUAUAUUAUUGUUUUUGGACACAACUGAACAUGUUCCAGACGCUCAAGUAUCUCGUUGCACUGGGUGUAUUCACCUUCUUUACAGGGAAUAAGAUGCUGAGAAACAUUGCUAAAGCCAAGCAGGCAUGAUUGUUGAAGCCAGUGGUACGGUAUAUUUUGAAACUCAAAUUAGUGGACUAUUACUAGGUUUCAAUUCAUUAUACAUGUGAUAUGCUAUUCUGAGUAUAUAUUGUGUCUGAAAUGCACAAAGAAUGUAUUAUUUCUUAA
This is a messenger RNA of Halichondria panicea, 2168 nucleotides long. RefSeq names its product dolichyl-diphosphooligosaccharide--protein glycosyltransferase subunit 2-like. The record is from RefSeq and is a predicted model, not a curated record. Gene Ontology annotation, biological process: protein N-linked glycosylation. Gene Ontology annotation, cellular component: membrane; oligosaccharyltransferase complex. Lineage: Eukaryota; Metazoa; Porifera; Demospongiae; Suberitida; Halichondriidae. The transcript is spliced from 19 exons. The coding region runs from base 102 to 2030 and encodes 642 amino acids.